This is a messenger RNA of Rhipicephalus sanguineus (brown dog tick), 1307 nucleotides long. Its product is annotated as transport and Golgi organization 2 homolog. Lineage: Eukaryota; Metazoa; Arthropoda; Arachnida; Ixodida; Ixodidae. The transcript has 8 exons. Bases 196 to 1047 code for a protein of 283 amino acids. The record is from RefSeq and is a predicted model, not a curated record. Gene Ontology annotation, biological process: protein secretion; Golgi organization. Gene Ontology annotation, cellular component: Golgi apparatus.
GCUGUUCCAAAAAGCUUGAGCGUCCCGAGAAGUCUGUGAAACGAUAACAAUUGUUUGGCGCGACCUUCGUCGCACUUAAACGGUGGACGCCCGCGGUAUCGGCGAUCGCAUCGCGAAGAUAAAUGCAGAUUUCGCGCCGGACCUCACGGCCUUUUCAUUCUUUCUCGCUGCGGUCUUCUCCUCUCGGCUACCACGAUGUGCCUGCUGUUCGUCUACACUAAUCCCGACCCGGACGAUGACGAAUUCAGCAUGGUGCUGGUUAACGUCAGGGACGAGUUCUUCCAUCGCCCAACGAAGCCAGCGUCUUUCUGGGAGGACGAUCCUAAUAUUGUCGGAGGUCGGGAUCAGGAGAAAGGUCGCGAAGGGGGCACGUGGAUGGCAGUGUCCAAGGACGGCCGUAUCGGUGCACUGCUGAACAUCCUCCAGCCGGCACAUCGCAUGGAUCCCACAAAGCGUGGCCGAGGCUUUCUAGUUGUGGAUUUCAUAAAGUCCACAAUGGACGGGAACGCGUACCUGACCAAACUGAUGAAAGAGAAGGACGAGUUCAACGGAUUUCUCUUCGUCGCCAUUGAGGCCAAGCCUCUUAAGAAGAAGAUCUCCAUGAGUUACUACAGCAACCUCCAAGAGGGCGAACCGGUGCAGACGGAGCCAGGUUUCCACGCGUUUGGCAACAGUGUACCCCCACAGUUCUGGGCCAAAGUCAAGUUCGGCAAACAGAAAUUUGAGGAGCUCAUCAGGCAGAACAACCGGUUCUCUCAAAAGGAUCAGCUGCUCAAGAAGAUAUACGAUUUCCUGGACGAAUCGACGUCCUACCCGGUGGAUGAUGCCAUGAGAAAACAGUCACAAGAGCCCGAGUCAACCCUGCGGCUGAUGAACCAGAUGAAGUACAUCUUGCCUAACUACAACUACGGCACAAGGACACACACCGUUCUCUUUGUGAACGGUGCGGGCAAGGCCGAGUUUAUCGAGAAGACUAUGAAGGAGCCCAUCGACAUAACAUCCAAGAUUGUGUGGGAGACAAAGACCUUCACCUUUGACAUUGCAUGACUUGUGGAUAUUUUUAGUUCUUAGACACAAAAUCUGGUCACCAUUUUUUCUUUUUCUCUUGGAUGUGUUGCAGCGUACGUAGUCAUUCGUAUCGUGUUUCACUCCUUUUUACGGUGAAAUUGCAGACUCCCUUUUUUUAGAUAUUACCGAAUACUCCGGGAAGAGAUGCUAUACGUGAAGCUUGGAGCCUGGGUUUAUAUGGAUCCUUGCUGUUAUGCUGGUGAUUAAAGAUUUUAUAAAUGUGUAUUGUUGAACCAGAA